Leptosomus discolor (cuckoo roller) is the source of this 408-nucleotide messenger RNA. NCBI's taxonomy places the organism in Eukaryota, Metazoa, Chordata, Aves, Leptosomiformes, Leptosomidae. The record is from RefSeq and is a predicted model, not a curated record.
GUGCUCGGCUUACUGGUGUGGGCUCUCAUUGCCGACACAACGUACCACCUCCACGCGGCAUAUGGCUGGGUGAUGUUCGUGUCCAUCUUCUUCUGGAUAUUAACAGUCCUUUUCUUCAUGACUUACCUCCUGCAGCUUCAGCUGAAGUUCUACAUGAUCCCUUGGCCCCUUGUGCUGAUGAUCUUCAAUGCUGCAGCGACCGUCCUGUACGUCUCUGCCUUUGUAACUUGUGUGGCUGCCGUCCAGCCUACAUCCUGGCGGCAGUGGGAUUACAACCGACCGUAAGUAGCGGCGUUCUUCGCCUGCCUCGCGAUGAUUGCCUAUGGGGCGAGCACCUUCUUCAGCUUCCGUGCCUGGAAAGGGCUGGGCAGCAACGCGGCCACCAACCAAGUGACUGACCAUGUGUAA